Messenger RNA from Aphidius gifuensis, 1468 nucleotides. Its product is annotated as F-box/LRR-repeat protein 16-like. The transcript has 4 exons. The coding region runs from base 27 to 1439 and encodes 470 amino acids. Gene Ontology annotation, cellular component: SCF ubiquitin ligase complex. The record is from RefSeq and is a predicted model, not a curated record. NCBI's taxonomy places the organism in Eukaryota, Metazoa, Arthropoda, Insecta, Hymenoptera, Braconidae. Gene Ontology annotation, biological process: SCF-dependent proteasomal ubiquitin-dependent protein catabolic process. Gene Ontology annotation, molecular function: protein binding.
ACCACUUUUUAAUUUGAUCAAAUAUCAUGAGUCAUUACGCAAGAUUACGUAGAUGUAAAAAAUUACCUAAGUAUAAAAAAACAUGUUGGAAAAAAUCUAAGGUUGAAAGUCAAAUUUUACCACGUGCCUCUAACAAAAUGGAUAACCAGAAAUACUAUCAUGAUGAUGCCAAAAAAACGACGAUUGAUUUUGUUAAUGUUGAUUGCCUGAUUGAAAUAUUCAUGUAUCUGCCGGUACCUGAAAGACCAAAAAUUGCUUUGGUAUGCAAGAAAUGGAAAAAAGCUCUCGAUUAUUGUUGGUCGAAUGUAAACAAACUUGAACUAACUCAUUGGGAAUAUAAUGAGUGUCCAAGUUAUUUAAAAAAAUAUCCAACAAUCGAUGGACAAUUUAAUUUUUUAAGUUUGCUGCUUGAUAAAUGUGGUCGUUAUUUAACAGAAUUAGAUUUAACAGCCCAUAAUCAUUGUAAUAUAGUACCAGUUAUAAAUGAAUCUUGUCCAAAUCUUGUAAAACUCCGGUUAAGAUUCAAGUAUAAUAUUGAACAUAAAUUAUUAGUCAACGCCUUCUCACGUCUAUGUAAACUAAGAGUAUUAAAAAUUAUAUUUCAACAUACUAAUAAUAAUGAAUACAUUCCUGUUAAUUUAAUAAAUUCAUUGAAAAGCAUUGCUGGUACAUUAACUGAACUGAGUCUAUCAUAUUGGGACAAAGAAAAUCUUUAUCAAAGCUUGAAAAUCCCAAAAACAUUCACUCGUGUUAUUCCUAAGCUGAAGGCUUUGAAAUCAAUUGAAAUGAAUGGCGUAACAAUGGAUAGUAGUAUAUCCAUUCUUCUGGAACAAUUUGGGGUAUUAGUCAUAAGUUACAAUAAUUCUUACCUUAACAAGAUUAAUCGCUGCGAAGAACUGUUUAAAAAUAUUGAGCACUUUGAUUUAUAUAAUUACGAAGUUACAGAUGAUUGUUUAUAUACUAUAGCCAAUUGCAUGAAUUUAAAAUCAUUGACGAUGAGGUGUGAACGGAUAACCGAUGCUGGUAUAGUAGCUAUUUCAAAGAUGAAUAAUUUAGAAAAUAUUCGCCUUCGCGGCUUUUGUCACGUCACUGAUUCUUCAAUUGGAUUACUCAAAAAUUUGAAAACUUCAUAUUUACCAUGGAGCAAUAAAAUUACUGACGUUUCAGUCACGAAAAUUCUUGAAAAUUCUCCAAAGAUAGAGGUCUUUUUCAUUGUAGAAUCACCACUUGUAACUCUUAAAUUUGUCAAAAAAGCAGCAGAAAUAGCAACAAAUCGAAAAACAGUAUUGCACUUAGGAAUUUCAUUCACACCUGGUAUAAAACAAUAUGAAUCGCGAUAUGUAGAUCUAACUCUAUUGUACCCAUAUUUAGAACUAACUAGCCCAUUCAAUUCAUCAAAUCGAAUUAUGUAUAUGUGGAGAAAUAUGAUUGAUAAUUGACAAUGAAUUUUAAAAUAAAAAUAAACAAA